Messenger RNA from Antechinus flavipes (yellow-footed antechinus), 6032 nucleotides. It is a transcript of the gene ITGB4, whose product is annotated as integrin subunit beta 4. Lineage: Eukaryota; Metazoa; Chordata; Mammalia; Dasyuromorphia; Dasyuridae. Gene Ontology annotation, molecular function: integrin binding. The transcript is spliced from 40 exons. The record is from RefSeq and is a predicted model, not a curated record. Gene Ontology annotation, cellular component: cell surface; integrin complex; focal adhesion. Gene Ontology annotation, biological process: integrin-mediated signaling pathway; cell migration; cell adhesion mediated by integrin. The coding region runs from base 313 to 5733 and encodes 1806 amino acids.
GCGCAGACUGCCGAGCUCCACUCUUGCCUGAACAGGUGAGCAUCGCACAGGAAUGCGCGCCGGGUGACUCACCAGCGCCCUCGUACCUGGGCCGGAUAAAGCUGCCUCUCCUCUGCCCGCCCGAUGUCUCUCUGCUCCUUUCCUGCUUUCUUUCCUCCCUCCCUCCCUCCCUCUCUGACAGUGUCGGGCGCUCUCGCUCUUUAACACACACGCACACAUACUCACACGCAGGAGAGCGGCUCCCACUAGCCAGGAAAGGGGGGAAGAUCAUCAGAAGCAAAAGGGACCAGACCCCGGGAAAGGAGGAAGAGGAUGCCCUGGCCAGGGGCAUGGGCUGGGCUGCUCUUCUGGGCAAUUCUGUGCACCAGCCUCCAAGGGAACACGGCUAAUCGCUGCAAGAAGGCCCUGGUGAAGAGCUGUACCGAGUGCAUCCGUAUAGACAAGGACUGUGCCUACUGCACUGAUGAGACAUUCAAGGACCGUCGCUGUAACACUAGAGAGGAACUGCUGGCCAUGGGCUGUGAGUCCGGGAGUGUGGUGUUCAAGGAAAGCAGCUUCCAUAUCACAGAGUACACCGAGAUCGACACCACCCUGAAGAAGAGCCAGGUGUCCCCCCAGGCCAUGCACGUGCGCCUCAGGCCCGGCGAGGAGAAGAGCUUCCAGUUCCAAGUGUUUGAACCCCUGGAGAGCCCCGUGGACCUGUACAUCCUCAUGGACUUCUCCUAUUCCAUGUCUGACGAUCUGGCCAACCUCAAGCAGAUGGGGCACAACUUAGCCCGGGUCUUGAGCCAGCUCACCAGUGACUACACUAUUGGCUUUGGGAAAUUUGUGGAUAAAGUCAGCGUCCCACAGACAGACAUGAGGCCGGCCAAGCUGAAGGAGCCCUGGCCCAACAGUGACCCUCCCUUCUCCUUCAAGAACGUGAUCAGCCUCACAAAAGAUUUGGAGGAGUUCCGGCACAAGCUGCAGAGGGAGCGAAUCUCGGGCAACCUGGACGCCCCCGAGGGCGGCUUUGAUGCCAUCUUGCAGACGGCCGUGUGCACGAAGGAGAUCGGCUGGAGGAAGGACAGCACCCACCUGCUGGUGUUCUCCACAGAGUCGGCCUUCCACUACGAGGCGGACGGCGCCAACGUGCUGGCAGGGAUCAUGAAGCGCAACAGCGAGGAGUGCCACCUGGACUCCACGGGCACCUACACCCAGUACAGCCAGCAGGACUACCCGUCCGUGCCCACUCUCGUGCGCGUGCUGGCGCAGUACAACAUCAUCCCCAUCUUCGCCGUCACCAACCACUCCUUCAGCUACUACGAGAAGCUGCACAGCUACUUCCCAGUCUCCUCCCUGGGCUUGUUGUAUGAGGACUCUGCCAACAUCGUGGAACUACUGGAAGAGGCCUUUUACCGUAUCAAAUCUAACUUGGAUAUCAGGGCUCUGAAUACUCCCCGGGGCCUGCGGACCGAAGUCACCUCCAAAAAAUACGAGAAGACAAAGGCCGGGUCUUUCCAAAUCCAGCGUGGAGAAGUGGGAACUUACCACGUGCAGCUGCGGGCAGUGGAGCAAGUGGACGGGAAGCAUGUGUGCCUGCUACCUCCCGAGGACCAGGGAGGAGAAAUCCAUCUCAAGCCCUCCUUCUCCGACGGACUCAGAAUCGACGCCAGCAUCAUCUGUGAUGUGUGUGAUUGUGAGCUGCAAAAGGAGCUUCUGUCGACCAAGUGCAGCUCCCACGGGAACUUCACGUGUGGCCACUGUGUGUGCAAGGAGGGCUGGAGUGGCAAGUCUUGUAACUGCUCUACGGGCUCCCUGAGCGACACAAAGCCCUGCAUCCCGGAGGGGGAGGACAAGGUUUGCUCUGGGCGAGGAGAAUGCCAGUGUGGGCGCUGCGUGUGCUAUGGAGACGGACGCUACGAGGGACAGUUCUGCCAGCAUGAUAAUUUCCAGUGUCCUAGGACCUCGGGCUUCCUGUGCAAUGACCGGGGCCGCUGCUCCAUGGGCCAGUGCAUUUGUGAAAGGGGCUGGACAGGAAAGAGCUGUGAGUGUCCACUCAGCAAUGCCACCUGCAUCGACAGCAACGGGGGCCUGUGUAACGGGCGAGGGCGCUGUGAGUGUGGACGUUGCCACUGUGACCAAGUCUCCCUCUACACUGAUACCACCUGUGAGAUCAGCUACUCUGCAGCAUUCCUAGGGGUAUGUGAGGACCUGCGUUCCUGUGUUCAGUGCCAAGCCUGGGGCACGGGGGUGAAGAAGGGGCAGAAGUGUGCUAACUGUAACUUCAAAGUGAAGAUGGUGGAGGAGCUGAAGAAAGCAGAAGAAGUGUUGGAAUACUGUUCCUUCCGUGAUGAGGAUGAUGACUGCACAUACAGCUAUACUGUAGAAGGGAACGAAGCCAUCGGACCCAACAGCACCGUCCUUGUGCAUAAGAAAAAAGACUGUCCUCCUGGAACCUUCUGGUGGCUCAUCCCAUUGCUCAUCUUCCUCCUGCUGCUCUUGGCCCUGCUGCUGCUGCUCUGCUGGAAGUACUGUGCCUGCUGCAAGGCCUGCCUGGCCCUGCUCCCCUGCUGCAACAAAGGCCACAUGGUGGGCUUCAAGGAAGAUCACUACGUGUUGAGGGAGAACCUCAUGGCUUCGGACCACCUGGACACGCCAAUGGUACGCAGUGGAAACCUGAAAGGGCGCGACAUGGUCCGCUGGAAGAUCAACAAUGGCAUCACCAGCCAUGCUGCCAAUCCCAAAGAGCUGGUCCCAUAUAGGUUAUCCCUGCGCCUUGCCCGCCUCUGCACCGAGAACCUGCUGAAACCUGAUACUCGGGAGUGCGAUCAGCUGCGCCAGGAAGUGGAAGAGAAUCUGAAUGAAGUUUACAGACAGAUUCCGGGGGUUCAUAAGCUUCAGCACACCAAGUUUCGGCAACAGCCCAAUGCUGGGAAAAAGCAGGACCACACAAUUGUGGACACAGUGCUGAUGGCCCCCCGGUCAGCUAAGUUGCCUCUGCUGAAGCUAACAGAGAAGCAAGUCUCCCAGGGAGCAUUCCAUGAGCUCAAGGUGGCCCCUGGCUACUACACCCUCACUGGAGACCAGGAUGCCCGGGGCAUGGUGGAAUUUCAGGAAGGAGUAGAGCUGGUAGAUGUUCGAGUCCCUCUUUUCAUCCGUCCAGAUAAUGAUGAUGAUCAGCAUCUGGUGGUAGAGGCAAUUGAUGUACCCGUGGGCACUGCCACCAUUGGGCGUCGCCUGGUCAACAUAACCAUCAUAAAGGAACAAGCCAGCGGGAUAGUAUCAUUUGAUCAGCCAGAGUAUUCCUUCAACCACAUGGACCAGGUAGCCCGGAUUCCUGUGACCAGACGCGUCAUGGACAGUGGCAAGUGUCAAGUCUCCUACCGAACACAGGAUAAUACAGCCCGGGCCAACCGGGACUACAUCCCUGUAGAAGGAGAUCUGCUCUUCCAGCCAGGGGAGACAAAGAAGGAGCUGCAAGUGAAACUGCUGGAUCUACAGGAAAUGGACUCCCUCCUUUUGGGCCAUCAACCCCGACGUUUCCACAUCCAUCUAACUAAUCCCAAGUAUGGCGCUCGGUUGGGCGAGCAGCACUCUGCCACGGUCCUCAUCGAAAGUCUGGAUAAGGGAUUGGUUGGACAGACGACUUCCUCAUAUUUCACCCCGGCUGAACCAGGUGCCCCUCAGAACCCCAAUGCCAAGGCUGUUGGUUCCCGUAGGAUCCAUUUCAAUUGGAUACCACCUCCUGGCAAGCCAUCUGGAUACAGGGUAAAAUACUGGAUACAGGGUGAUCCUGAAUCUGAGGCUCGGUUCCUUGAUUGCAAAGUACCCUCAGUGGAGCUCAACAACCUAUACCCAUAUUGUGACUAUGAGAUGAAGGUCUGUGCUUAUGGGCCAUCCGGUGAGGGACCUUAUAGUCCCCUGGUAUCCUGUCGUACCCAUGAAGAAGUCCCCAGUGAACCUGGACGCCUGGCCUUCAACGUUGUUUCCUCCACCGUCACCCAGCUAAGCUGGGCCGAGCCUGCUGAGACCAAUGGGGAGAUCACAGCCUACGAGGUCUGCUACGGAUUAGUCAACGAGGAGAACAAACCCAUCGGGCCCAUGAAAAAAGUACUGGUGGAUACACCCAAGAAGCGGACAUUGUUGAUUGAGAACCUUCGAGAAUCACAGCCCUAUCGCUAUACAGUAAAGGCCCGCAAUGGGGCAGGCUGGGGGCCAGAGAGAGAAGCCAUCAUCAAUCUUGCCACCCAACCCAAACGGCCCAUGUCCAUCCCCAUCAUCCCAGACAUCCCCAUCGUGGACGCCCAAGGUGGGGAAGAUUACGACAGCUUCCUCAUGUACAGCGAUGAUGUUCUGCGUUCCCCUGCCAGCAGCCAGAGACCCAGUGUCUCUGACGACACAGGCUCCUGCUGGAAGUUCGAGCCACUGCCAGGGGAGAACCUGAAUUUCCGGCAGAUCACGUGGCAGCUGCCCCCAGAAUUCAUCCCCCGCCUGUCCAGCAGCAGCGGGCUCUCCUCUGAGGCUGAGGGGCUCAUCCUGCCCCAGGAUGAUAGCAACCCAGGAGACAGUCUUCCCCGAAGGGGGACCCCCCACCCCCCAGCAGAGCACUUACUGAAUGGGAGGCUGGACUUCGUUUUCCCGGGCAGUGCCAACUCACUGCACAGGAUGACCACCACCACAUCCAACUACGGCACCCAUCUGAGCCCCCACCCACAGCACCGAAUACUAAGCACUUCUUCCACUCUCACCCAAGACUACCAUUCCCUGACGCGCACAGAGCACUCGGCAACCCUCCCCCGAGACUACUCCACACUGGCCUCCGUCUCUUCCUACGAAUCCCGUCUGCCGUCUGGGGUACCUGACACCCCCACCCGCCUGGUAUUCUCGGCCUUGGGACCAACAUCCCUCAAAGUAAGCUGGCAGGAGCCACAAUGUGAUCGGGCCCUGCAAGGCUACAGCAUGGAGUACCAGCUGCUGAGUGGAGGUGAGCUGCACAGGCUACACAUCAAUGACCCUCACCAGACCUCUGUGGUCGUGGAAGACCUCCUGCCUAAUCACUCCUACAUCUUCCGGGUCCGGGCCCAGAGCCAGGAAGGCUGGGGUCCAGAGCGUGAGGGUGUCAUCACCAUUGAGUCCCAGGUGCACCCCGAAAGUCCACUCUCUCCUCUGCCAGGUUCACCCUUCACUCUGAGCACUCCCAGUGCCCCAGGUCCCUUGGUAUUCACAGCCUUAAGUCCGGAUUCACUGCAGAUGAGCUGGGAACGACCUCGCCGACCCAAUGGGGACAUCCUGGGGUACCUGGUGACCUGUGAGAUGGCCCAUGGAGGUCCAUCCACUACCUUCCAGGUGGAAGGCGACCACCUGGAGAACCGGCUGACAGUGCCGGGUCUGAGUGAAAACGUGCCUUACAAAUUCAAAGUCCAGGCAAAGACAACGCAAGGUUUUGGGCCAGAGCGUGAGGGCAUCAUCACUAUUGAAUCUCAGAAUGGAGGUCCCUUUCCACAGCUGGGAGGGCACUUUGGGCUUCAGCAGGAGGUGGCUCAGUUUCCCAGAGAGUACAGCAGCAUCACCACAGCAACCCAUUCUAGCAUCACCAAGCCCUUCUUAGCAGACGGACUGGUCCUAGGGACCCAGCAGCUUGAGGCCGGAGGCUCCCUCACUCGUCAGGUGACGCAGGAAUAUGUGAGCCGAACACUAACGUCUAGCGGGACCCUGACCAAGCAGCUCGAGCGCCAGUUCUUCCAAACAUGAGAGGUCCUCUGGCACCAGUGCACCUCUCCCCGUUCUUCCUUCUUUCCCCUAAACCAGCCUAUGGCACUUCCAAAGAGUGAGGGAAUCAUUGCUCUUUGCCAACCCUACCCUGAUUAUCCUCGAGGGGACAAAGUGGGGGUACAGACUCCCGGGGGAGGGAGGGGAGAUGAGGGUACAGAAUACUAUCCAACAGGUCUGGCCUGCAGCUCCAAAUUCAAUCUGUAACCAAAUAGCUGAUUAGAGGGGGGCCUCUAAUCUUCAUCUUGCCACUUAAUAAUAAUAAAUGUUUUUGCUACCAA